CGCGGCACUCGGAGCCCAUGGCCCCGGGCAGCGGGAGCCGGCCGCGGCUGCCCCCAUGAUGAACCUGCUGCAGCCCCCUGGCCGGGCCCUGGAGCGCUUCGAUGGGCUCUCCCUCAUUUACUGGACACUCAUGGGACCGUAUGGGAUGGACCGAGCCGUGCACUGCUUCGACUUCUACGAGUGUGCAAACGGGCUGGGCAUCAAGGUCAUCGGUGGCAUCAAGGAGCUCACUGGAGAAGAAUAUGGAGUUUAUGUCAAGAGGAUCCUUCCAGGGGGUGUUGCUUAUGCAGAUGGCCGCCUGCAGCCAGGGGACCAGAUCCUGGAGGUCAAUGGAGAGUCCUUAAUUGGGGUUACCAGUGAAAGGGCCGUGGACAUCCUGAGGACAGCGUCGGCCACCAGCCACAUGCGGCUCCUGAUCGCCCGCGAUGACGACGCCAGGAGAGAGUUCUCUGAGCUGCUGGAGAAGUUUGGCUCCCAGAGCAACACGGGCUCGGCGCGGAGCUCGCCGGUCCUGCACGGCGGCAGUCGGUACCUGGAGAGCACCUCGUCGGGCUCGUCGUCGCGCUCGCAGAGCCCGCUGCUGCUGAGCCCGGCCACCUCGCACGGCCCCUUCCUGGGCAGCCUGGCGCACGCUCCUCACGCACACUACUCCAUUGACUCAGGAAUCCAGAGCAUUUCUGUAGCAAACUCCUCUGGCUUGGGGCUGACAAUCAGUGGUGGAUCCAACAGGCCUGACGGGCCCAUGAUUUAUGUCCAGGAGCUUUUGCCAGAUGGGGACUGUUACAAGGAUGGUCGGCUCCGACCUGGAGACCAACUCAUUGCCAUCAACAGAGAUUCUCUGGUGGGCAGCACACAUGAGGAGGCCAGAAAAAUAAUUGAAAAAGCCAAAUUCAGACACGAGGGAAGCACAGAAGUGGCCUUUAUCCCUGGGAGGGGACGGUUACACCCUGGCCUGUCAGUGCACAGCAACAGCCCAUCCCCACCUCCAAAGGCUCUGGGGAACGGCCUGAGCUCCUGCAGGCUGAAGGUCCACGUGAGGUCCCCAGAGAAUAGACGUGAAAAUCCUUUUCCUGUGCCUUCUUUGUCUCCGGACAUUUGCCCACCAGAGCUCACAGUCUCAGCACCUGCUUCAGCUUCUAACUACAAAGCAGCUUCAGGCACCAAACCUAAAGUAGCCCUGGAUCCCCAUAUCCGGCUCAAGGAUGGAAAACUGGAACUGGUUCUGCAGUACCUUGGUCUGGAUGUGACUGAGGAGAAGAAGAGGCAGCUCAGGCAAAGCCUGACCACGGACUCACAAGGGACUGUGGCCUAUGGAGAUGUUCUCCAAGCACUCAGGGAUCUGAUGCAGGAGGAGCUGGACGAGGCUGGUCUGGAUUCCAGCUCUGUGCUCUUCACUCAGCACGAAGUGGCCAAUUUGCUGGAUACAUCAGCUUUUCACUCCCUGACCUUUGACUCUCUCAACUGCAAUGGCAGCGAGGACCUGGAGCAGCUGCAGCUGGAGAUGAGGGAUCUGCGGCACGAAGUCCGCAGGCUGAAGUCUCUCCUGAGAGAAGUGGAGAGCAGCAAGAAGUCGAUGGAGGAUGAGCUUCAGCGGCUGAACCAAAAGGCGCUGGGGUUCCUGUCAGAGAACAGGAGCCUGCACAGCAAACUGCAGAUGGCCGAGGUGGUGCAGAGACAGGCCCACAGCGCCGAGCAGGACUACGAGGAAGUGAUCCACCUGCUGGAGGCUGAAAUUGCAGAACUGAAGAUGCAGCUGGCAGGGAAAAAAGCAAAGCACGUCUCUGAAAUAGAGGAGGACAUCCUGGAGCUGAGGAGGCAGCUGUCCCUGGCUGAUGGCCAGCUACGAAAAUCCGAAGUGUCGCGGAAGCGCCUGGAGAUCUGCAAUAGGAAACUGCUCCUGUUUGUGCAGAACAUUUACAAGGUCCUGAGCGCACACAGUCAUUUACCAGAUGAGAAAAGCGUCAACCAUGAAACAGAAGAGGAUAAAACAGAUGCAGUCUCAGACACAUCUCUUCCACCUUCAGAUCUUGUUGACCUUUUGCUAUCAGAAGCUAAAGAGCUGUUAGCACCAAUCCUCUCCAACAAGGACGCUCUGCCAUGGGACAGGGACCAGUGCCUGCCUGCUGAAGGAAUCCCAAAUUACAAGGACCACCUCCAUCAGAAGACCACGUGGCCCCCUCCUGCAGGCCAGACCAAGAGUGACCAACCACAGCCACCAAGCCCCACGGAACUGCCUAAGAAGUCGACAUAAAUACCCCAUGGCUUGGUGGUGCUGUGAACCAUGGCCAUCCAUCCCAAGGGAUGGGAAAGACACCCCCAGGCACCUCAGCUUCCAGGCCAAGCAGACUGAGAAACAAGAAUCAUUCUUCCUAACUAUCCAAGACUUUUUCAGCAACCUCCCCUGCGUGUCUACCUCCGAGUUAUCGUACAAGGCUUUUUGCUCACGGUUUUGCAGCUUUAUAGGAAAAAUAUUCUCAUGAGGCUACAGAGGCCUGGAUUUCUGUGGCAGCCUUUUAGAGCUUGUAUUCUGGGUAGCAUGAAUGUACCUGAGGGACUCAGGGGUCUCCAACAGAUCCCUUUUGGUAUUUCAGAUGAAAAACCAAAGUCUAUUUAGUGACUGUAAUCAAAGCAGCUUAAUCCCUAGUGUCCUAGUUGUCUUGGGAUAGGAAUUUCUCUUUUUAUUCUUUUUGUAUAGCUUAUCCCAGCUGCAGUGCUUGGAGUGGGAAGCAGCAGCUCAGGCAGUUGUUGGCCAGAGUGCAGGAGGCCAGCAGGGUGCUCUGGUCACAGCGUGGACAGCGAGCCCUCCCUGGAACGUGGCAGGACAUAGUGAACAUAGCUCAGUAAAGGUCCCUGGUGUCACUGGGAAAUGAGAUCCACGUGAUGCAAGGCUGGGACAGCACUGGAUGGGGAUGGGCAGAGGUCUGGAAAAUAAAAUGGAAACACUCCUCACAAGGAGUUUGCUCUCUGGGUUCUGAUUGCAGCUGCUGCG
Molecule: messenger RNA, 2989 nt
Organism: Zonotrichia leucophrys gambelii
Lineage: Eukaryota; Metazoa; Chordata; Aves; Passeriformes; Passerellidae
Product: syntaxin-binding protein 4-like
Exons: 22
Coding region: 56-2251 (731 amino acids)
Molecular function (GO): protein binding
Source: RefSeq, a predicted model, not a curated record